Molecule: messenger RNA, 2992 nt
Organism: Gordionus sp. m RMFG-2023
Lineage: Eukaryota; Metazoa; Nematomorpha; Gordioida; Chordodea; Parachordodidae
Product: synapsin-3-like
Exons: 11
Coding region: 426-2840 (804 amino acids)
Biological process (GO): neurotransmitter secretion
Cellular component (GO): synaptic vesicle membrane; synaptic vesicle
Molecular function (GO): ATP binding
Source: RefSeq, a predicted model, not a curated record
UUUUUUUCCUUAAAAUUUCGAUAACUCAAAAUUUGAGAUCAAGCUUCUCGGAGAAAGUAAAUUCUCUGAGAAGGCGAUUUUCAUCGAGCGACGAGCAAGAAACAGAAAAUACCGAUCCCGAAAGUUUUUAUCUAACGAAAGACGCAAAAAUCCCCGAUAAAAAUACACACCCCAAGGUCACAAAUUUAAAUCUUUCGGGCAGCGAUUCAGUUAGUAAUAGUAUAAAUAAUAGUAAUUAUCAUUCUCCGCCCGUAGACUACAGUGAUAGCAGUGGUUACAGCGAUAAAGAAAUCAAAUCCAAAAUAUCCCAGUCUUCCAACAAAAAUGCUAGGAUACCCACUUUAAGUCGGCCAAAGGAAAAAUAUCCGCCAAAUAUAUUAACCAAAGAUCGAACUCCUUCGUAUUUAUCAUCACAAGAGGAAAAAAUGGAAUCUGAUAAUAGCAAUAACAUCGCUUAUCUGACUCCUGGCGAAGAGUCUAGGUCCCUUAAAAAUAAAACCAUUUCUCCUCCCAAAAGGCAAUUGACUAAGGAUGUGGCUAAUACUGAACACACAUCCGAAUACGGAUCUCCGCCAUCUAAAAAUCCUCCUAUCAACGUCAGUGUCGAUUCAAGGAACGAAGAAGUUAUAAAAAUGAAGCAAGGACCAGACGGCAGGAUAAAUCGUAUGGACGCCCCAGUAGGACGCAAGCGGUACCAUGUCAGAAGCCAAAGCCAGACCGCGAGUCCCUCUACUCCUGACUCCAACAUCGCGCCACUUACUCAAAAAAAUUCUAACACGUUCUUUGACAAUUGUUCGAUAGAUCAACAACCGUCAAGGGCAAGUGGUGAUUCUGGGCGCAGUUUUUCUUCCAAUUUUGCGGAAAAUUUAAAAGGACUAUUUUCCGGUUCCCUAUCUAACCUAUCUAACGCAGCUCAAUCUUUGGUAGCAUCCGCUACACCGACUAGUAUGAUCAACCCUUCUUUCUAUCAUCAACAAAACUUCAUAGGAAGUUUAGGGAGCUCUCAAAGAAGAUCUUCAGGAUCCGUAGUAAAUUAUAAUAGACGGGGUAGUUCAAAAGUUUUCGAUAAAUACAAAACCUUGCUUGUCAUAGAUGAAAGACACACUGAUUGGUCGAAAUAUUUCAAAGGGAAAACGCUGAACGAUGAAUGGGAAAUCAGAUUGGAACAAGCCGAAUUCAAGGAGAUAAAUGUGGCAGCUUAUACCGACACUGGGACUGUGGUUGAUAUGCAAUUGAUGAAAGGGGGAACCAAGGUUAUUAGAUCAUUUAAACCGGAUUUCAUACUCAUCCGCCAGUACGUUAAAGAUGUAAGAGAUGAUUGGAAGAAUAUCCUAUUGGGAUUUAUGUACGGCAACGUUCCGACUCUCAAUUCUCUCGAAUCAAUUUACAAUUUCCACGACAAACCCAAAAUUUUUUCGGAAUUAAUCCAAAUUCAGCAGAAACUUGGAAAGGAGCAAUUCCCUCUCAUAGAACAGGCUUACUAUCCCAACUACAAGGAAAUGAUGAUUACGCCGAAAUUUCCGAUUGUCGUCAAAAUAGGACAUUUUCACAAUGGGAGUGGAAAGAUAAAGAUAGAUAACCAUUAUGACUUCCAAGACAUAACAAGUAUUAUAGCUGUUAGCGAAUGUUAUUCUACCAUAGAACCUUACAUCGAGAGCAAGUACGAUAUUCACGUUCAAAAAAUCGGACAGCAUUAUAAAGCCUUCAUGAGGAAAUCCAUCUCCGGAAAUUGGAAAGCUAAUACGGGAUCGUCUAUAUUGGAAGAAAUACCUGUCAAUGAAAAAUACAAGCUUUGGGUAGACGAAUGCUCUAAAUUAUUCGGCGGGUUGGAUAUUUUGGCGGUGGAGGCCAUCAAGGCUAGAGAAGGAAGGGAAUAUAUUAUAGGGGUGAACGAUUGCUCGAUGAAUCUAUUAGGAGAGUCGCAAGAAGAAGAUAGAAGAAUCAUAGCUGAGUUAACUGUGAAUAAAAUGGAGCAGUCGUUACUUGUUCUUAUCAGUGAACCUUCACCAACCGAACAUCAAAGCGAUAAGAGAAAAUCAUCUAUCCAAUCCAAGACCCCUCAGCAACAGUUGCAGCAAUCCUUAGCAACGCGAUCUCAAAGCAUGAAAGAUAUCGAAAGCAAUUUCACUCCCCGUGAUGCCACCGAUUCAAGUCGAGAAAAAUUUGAUUCUUCUCCUGAUAAUUUAUAUUAUUAUCAGCACACAACGUCGAUCCCUUUGUCUAUACCAAACACCAAUGUUAAGGAAUAUGGCAAAGGAAACGCGCGUAGUCAAGAUAACUUGUACGGCCUAGCAACUAGUAGUGGUGGGCAGACUUCUCAAACGACAAGAGCUGGCGACUCUAGACCACCCCCAAUUCCACCUCAUCCAAAGAAUUAUACCGCUAAUUAUAAUACUCUUAAAUCUACUAACACGACCGAUGCCACAAAUAGGUUGUCGCAAAAAUCUCAAGCAGCAUAUAUAGCUCCAUCGACUGUGGCUUCCUCUACGAUGGCCAAUAUACCACCAGCUUCUCGUUACCCGGGACAAAGCCCGUCUCGCCAAAAUUCUUUAGUUAAGAUUUUGGAUUCCUCUGCUGGCCACCAGGAUAGCGUAAUGUCUUCCCCCAAAAGAGAUAAUAUCACUUUUCCCACCAGUAAUGCACCUAAACAGCAACAUAGAGAUCUUAUGGAUCUUGAUUAUGGUGCUUAUAGUGGUUCUUCAAACACUUUCGAUAAUUUCGGUGAUAGCGUGCGAUCUAGAUCUAAUUCUUAUAGCAAAGAAAAGGUUGACAAAGAUAUUGUAGGAGAUACUAUGGGUAAUUUGAGGAAAACAUUUGCCGGAAUUUUCGGAGAUUUAUAGACAUCCUCUAAAAAAUUUUUAGCAGUACACAAAACAAACGGAAUUUAUUUGUAUUUUUUUAUAAAUAAAUUAUUUAUUUUUAUAACACACAGAAUUAUGAUCAGCUUUCGCUUAUAUUUAUAAUAUGAUCUACAAUAAUUUGUAUAAUAUUG